This is a messenger RNA of Nematolebias whitei (Rio pearlfish), 2762 nucleotides long. It is a transcript of the gene pygl, whose product is annotated as phosphorylase, glycogen, liver. Lineage: Eukaryota; Metazoa; Chordata; Actinopteri; Cyprinodontiformes; Rivulidae. Bases 34 to 2670 code for a protein of 878 amino acids. Gene Ontology annotation, biological process: glycogen catabolic process. Gene Ontology annotation, molecular function: pyridoxal phosphate binding; glycogen phosphorylase activity. The transcript is spliced from 21 exons. The record is from RefSeq and is a predicted model, not a curated record. Gene Ontology annotation, cellular component: cytoplasm.
CAAUCAAACCCAGCGCGAGGAGGAGACUCCUGCAUGAAACCUGCUGCUGCAGGGAGGCCCACGUUCAGUCCGAGAAGUUCUGCAGGUCCGCAAACACACCCUCCGAGCAUGGCGACUCCUCUCACCGACCAGGAGAAGCGCAAGCAGAUCAGCAUCAGGGGGAUCGUGGGGGUGGAGAACGUGGCGGAGCUGAAGAAGGGCUUCAACCGCCACCUGCACUUCACCCUGGUCAAAGACAGGAACAUCGCCACUCCCAGGGACUACUACUUCGCCCUGGCCCACACCGUGAGGGACCACCUGGUGGGGAGGUGGAUCAGGACCCAGCAGUUCUACUACGAAGCUGACCCAAAGAGGGUGUACUAUCUGUCCCUGGAGUUCUACAUGGGCCGGACUCUGCAGAACACCAUGAUCAACCUGGGUCUGCAGAACGCCUGCGAUGAAGCCAUCUACCAGCUCGGCCUGGACAUGGAGGAGCUGGAGGAGGUGGAGGAGGACGCGGGGCUGGGGAACGGAGGUUUGGGCAGACUGGCAGCCUGUUUCCUGGACUCCAUGGCAACACUCGGCCUUGCAGCGUACGGCUACGGCAUUCGAUACGAGUACGGCAUCUUUAAUCAGAAGAUCAGAGACGGCUGGCAGGUGGAGGAGGCCGAUGACUGGCUGAGGCACGGGAACCCCUGGGAGAAGGCUCGGCCCGAGUACAUGCUGCCCGUCCACUUCUAUGGACACGUGGAGGAGACGAGAGACGGGCCUCGAUGGGUGGACACCCAGGUCGUCCUGGCGAUGCCGUACGACACGCCCAUCCCCGGCUACAUGAACAACACGGUGAACACCAUGAGGCUGUGGUCUGCCCGCGCACCCAACGACUUCAACCUGAAGGACUUCAAUAUAGGAGAUUACAUCCAGGCUGUUCUGGACAGAAACUUGGCAGAGAACAUCUCCCGGGUGCUCUACCCCAAUGACAACUUCUUUGAAGGGAAAGAGCUCCGUUUGAAGCAGGAGUACUUUGUCGUCGCCGCCACACUCCAAGACAUCAUCCGCCGCUUUAAGACCACCAAGGAGGGCAGCCCCACCCGCACCUCCUUCGAGAACUUCCCAGACAAAGUUGCCAUCCAGCUGAACGACACUCAUCCUGCCAUGGCCAUCCCCGAGCUCAUGAGGAUCUUUGUGGACAUUGAGAAACUCGAAUGGGACAAGGCCUGGGACUUGACCCGGCGCACGUUUGCCUACACCAACCACACAGUCCUGCCCGAGGCUCUGGAGCGCUGGCCUGUGAAGCUGCUGGAGAAGCUGCUGCCCAGACACCUGCAGAUCAUCUACCAGAUCAACCAGACCCACCUGGAUAAAAUCGCAGCUCUUUUCCCAAAAGACAUGGACAGACUGAGGAGGAUGUCUCUGAUUGAAGAGGACGGGUGUAAGAGGGUGAACAUGGCACAUCUCUGCAUCGUAGGUUCGCACGCUGUCAACGGAGUGGCUCAGAUCCACUCCAACAUCAUCAAGACUGAAAUAUUUCGGGACUUUAGUGAGCUGGAGCCGGACAAGUUCCAGAACAAAACCAACGGCAUCACCCCCCGCCGCUGGCUGCUGCUCUGCAACCCCGGCCUGGCAGAGCUCAUAGCCGAGGUGAUCGGGGAGGAUUAUGUGAAGGACCUGAGCCAGCUGAGGAAGCUGAACAACUUUGUUGAUGAUGCUGCCUUCAUCCGGGACGUCUCUAAAGUCAAACAGGACAACAAGGUGAAAUUCGCCCAGUACCUGGAGACGGAGUACAGGGUGAAAAUCAACCCAUCCUCCAUGUUCGACGUCCACGUCAAGAGAAUCCACGAGUACAAGCGACAGCUGCUCAACUGCCUCAACAUCAUUUCCAUGUACAACCGGAUCCGGAAGAACCCCGCUGCACCUUUCGUACCGCGGACUGUGAUCAUCGGUGGGAAGGCUGCUCCGGGGUAUCACAUGGCGAAACUCAUCAUCAAACUCAUCACGUCGGUGGCUGAUGUGGUGAACAACGACCCUGUGGUGGGAAACAAGCUCAAAGUCAUUUUCCUGGAAAACUACAGGGUUUCUCUGGCAGAGAAAGUGAUACCCGCCACCGAUCUGUCGGAGCAGAUCUCCACGGCCGGCACCGAGGCUUCAGGGACGGGCAACAUGAAGUUCAUGCUGAACGGAGCUCUGACCAUCGGCACCAUGGACGGAGCCAACGUGGAGAUGGCUGAAGAGGCCGGGGAGGAGAACCUCUUCAUCUUCGGCAUGAGGGUGGAUGAUGUCAACGAGAUGGACAAAAAGGGGUAUGAUGCCAUGACGUACUACAAGAAGAUUCCCGAGCUGAAAGAAGUGAUGGAUCAGAUUAAGAGUGGAUUCUUCAGUCCCAAAAACCCGGAGCUCUUCAAAGACCUCACCGACAUGCUCUUCAAACACGACCGGUUCAAGGUGUUUGCAGACUUUGAAGACUACCUGAAGUGCCAGGAAAACGUCAGCAAGCUCUAUCAGAAUCAAGUGGAUUGGACCAAGAUGGUGAUCAGGAACAUUGCUGCCACGGGGAAGUUCUCCAGUGACAGAACCAUCACCGAAUACGCCACCGAGGUGUGGGGCGUGGAGCCCACCGACCUGAAGAUCCCCCCGCCAAACGAGCCCAGAGAGGCUCUGGAGGAGACCGUCAAGGCUCUGAAGAAAAUCUAACAAACUGUCAACUAUCACGUUACCGUACGCGCCUUCAGUUCAUCGACGCAGGCUUGGGGGUGUUCCCCCAUCGGAGGUUCUCAGGGUUCAGG